Olea europaea var. sylvestris is the source of this 633-nucleotide messenger RNA. RefSeq lists its product as uncharacterized. Lineage: Eukaryota; Viridiplantae; Streptophyta; Magnoliopsida; Lamiales; Oleaceae. Bases 118 to 519 code for a protein of 133 amino acids. The transcript has 2 exons. The record is from RefSeq and is a predicted model, not a curated record.
AUUAAAGUUGAGAUGAACCCAAAGUCUUAUAAAACCUAACGCAACCCAUGGGAAACCCCAUGCAUUAGGGUUUCGCAAACCCAAAACCCCAAACGAAGAAUUACAUUACCAGUGCCAAUGGCUUCAUCAAUUACUCGAAGGUUACUUCUGCGCAGUAUCUAUGGCGCCAUUACUGCUCAAUGCCGUCUAACUAAACCCUCAUUUCACAGGCUUCCCGAAAGUACCCGUCCUUUCAAGCCGGAGUUUGGCUUAGAUAAUGUAUACAGAAGGUCCCCGAAUUUUGCUGCAAUUAAUUACAGGUUUCUAUGCACGACUUCUAAUCAAUCAAAUUCAAAUGCAACUGGAUCGUCGGAGGGCAAUUCUGGAAAGAGUAAUGAUGGCGAGAGUUCUGAUGAUAUGGAAUGGGGCCACUGGAGCCGUGAUCCUAAAUCGUGGACGGACAUCUUUUAUCUUCUUUGCUUUGGAGCGGGAUUGGUUUGCUUCUUUAUCUGUGCAAAUAAUCAGCAAAUUGAAGGUUAGAUUACUAUGGUGAGUUGUGGAGUAUGUUCUAAUGGUUUCGAUUUCAUUUCAAUUAGGGUAGCGUGUCUGUAUUCGACACAAGUCAAUGCUCCUCGGACACUACCGAAAAUAUUU